AAAAUCAGCAUCGCAGCGGCCCACUCGUGGCCGACGAGCCAGGCCGUCCGCAGCCGGCGGCGGACGUGCCGGUGCCGUUAAUGGCAGAAUGUUCACCAGGAUGCCGCCCUUCAAGCAGUGGGUGACUGGGCAGGGGCAGCAGCUUUUUGGAGAGCCUCCGAAGGGGCAUGGGCCGCAUUGGAUUGCCCUUCCCACUCAACCCGUAUUUCAGGCCUCCUCCACCAGUAUCGCAGAGCAUUCGUGAUCGAAUGUGGUCGCUGCACAGUGCAGACCCGAAGAAGAACUCGAUUCGCGUGCUGUCGGGUACCUUUGGGCUGACGAUGGAGAGGACUUUGGCUAUCCUGAGACUCAAGGCGCUGGAGGGUGAAAUGCAACAGCAGCGCGUACCCCUCCAAACCGAGUUUCAGUCAGAAAUGGAACGCCUGCUUGGGUCUCCAACUUCUCUACCCUCCUCGCCUCUUCCCCGCACGGGCAUUACCCCACCUCCUCCGCCUCCAGCAACAGCGCAUGAUCCGCACCCCGCCGACUCCAAGACGAAGCCGUCGGCAACUUCCCUUGGCCGCAUAGUGGAGAUUGACGAGCGGACAAAGAAGCAGCUAGAUGAAGAAGCGGCUGCUGCGGGGGCUGACUCUGCUUCGAAGAUGGAUGAGAGCCCCUUGACCAAAGCACUGGAGGAGGAACGUGCAGUCCAGAGAGAGCGCAGAGCUUCCGUUCCCGUAGGAGGGCCGGCUCCCUCCCAGCUGCGGGAUGCGACUGCAGCGCGAGCCCUGCGGGAGCGCGAAUUUGAGCGCAAGGGCUCAGGCUCUAUCCCUCCUUCCAAGGGUGGAGCUCGCGUCAGUAGCGUAGCCGGAAGGGCGGGCUUCUCAGUUCUAGACUUGGCGAGAGCGCCUGCGAGCAAGAAGGACGCCACGGCGGGCAAGGGGCAGAUGGAGAGCUACAAGGGCGCAGGGACUCUGGAGCGUAAUCUGAAGAAGAGGGAGAAGAGGGCAAAGAGGAAGGAGGCGAAAAGGGGAGGGGAGGAGGUUCAGACUGCGAAGACGGCUGGGGUGCAGUAGAUCUGAAGAAGCGGGGCCGGCAUGAGAAGGGUCGGAUAGCAGACGUCAAUCAGCAUGUCUUAAGA
Molecule: messenger RNA, 1120 nt
Organism: Jaminaea rosea
Lineage: Eukaryota; Fungi; Basidiomycota; Exobasidiomycetes; Microstromatales
Exons: 3
Coding region: 168-1055 (295 amino acids)
Biological process (GO): mitochondrial translation
Cellular component (GO): mitochondrial small ribosomal subunit
Molecular function (GO): structural constituent of ribosome
Source: RefSeq, a predicted model, not a curated record